AUGGCAAUUUCGUUCUCGCCUGCAACCCCGUUGAGGUCCAUCUAUCAACAACCCAGCCACAAGCCAAACCCUCCCAAAUCCCUCCUCUCACUCCAAGACUCUAACUAUGGAGGACCCAGUUGCGCAAGAUUCAUAUCUACUCCUGGGGAUGUGUUUGGUUGGAGGUCGGCUUCGAAUUAUGUGAAACUUCAGGUCGGCGCAACAAAAUUUGCGGCGAAGCUCCUUGUUGUGAAACAAUCAUCCCAUGAAAGAACAGGAGUCUUGAGGUGUGCAACUAUUGAAGAAAUAGAAGCUGAGAAGUCUUUGAUUGAAAAAAACGUGAAAGAAAAGAUGGAAAAGACUAUUGACACUGUUCGAUCGAAUUUUAAUUCCAUAAGGACAGGGAGAUCAACUCCCUCAAUGCUUGAUAAAGUUGAGGUGGAGUAUUAUGGGACGCCGGUCAGCUUGAAGAGCAUAGCUCAAAUCAGUACUCCUGAUGCAAGUUCAAUCCUGGUGCAGCCAUAUGACAAAUCCAGCUUAAAGAUUAUAGAGAAGGCUUUAGUUAGUUCUGAUCUUGGUUUGACUCCAAAUAAUGAUGGUGAAGUGAUACGAUUGUCACUUCCUCAACUGACAUCCGAGAGGAGGAAGUAUAUCCUGCAUGUUGGUACAAGAGCAUUGGCUUAUGCUGCACAGACCUCUGUCAUCACUUCCUUCGCUUUGUGCAUAGAAGACAGUACUUAUAGUUGGGAAAAUCUUGCAGACUCUAACUAUGGAGGACCCAGUUGCGCAAGAUUCAUAUCUACUCCUGGGGAUGUGUUUGGUUGGAGGUCGGCUUCGAAUUAUGUGAAACUUCAGGUCGGCGCAACAAAAUUUGCGGCGAAGCUCCUUGUUGUGAAACAAUCAUCCCAUGAAAGAACAGGAGUCUUGAGGUGUGCAACUAUUGAAGAAAUAGAAGCUGAGAAGUCUUUGAUUGAAAAAAACGUGGUGAGUGGCUAG
Messenger RNA from Ilex paraguariensis (yerba mate), 975 nucleotides. The record is from the annotation of a GenBank genome assembly. Lineage: Eukaryota; Viridiplantae; Streptophyta; Magnoliopsida; Aquifoliales; Aquifoliaceae.